Molecule: messenger RNA, 1771 nt
Organism: Pantherophis guttatus
Lineage: Eukaryota; Metazoa; Chordata; Lepidosauria; Squamata; Colubridae
Source: RefSeq, a predicted model, not a curated record
UGAAGCGGGGCCCGUCCUCCUCCUCCUCCUCCUCCUCCUCCUCUGCCGCCAAGGGCAGGGCUGCCCGGUUGGGCUGAGCGAUGGCAGCCGCUCCCCCGCCGCCCUCCCUCUCCUGGGUCAGCCUGUCCGCUGCGGCUGCUGAGUAAUCCGGCGGCGCGGUCAAUGGGCGAGGAGACGGAGCCCCCCCCGAACAUCAACCAGAGCUUUCUUCGGGAUCACAACUAUGUGACUGAAGCUGAUAUUAUUUCAACUAUUGAAUUCAACCAGACGGGGGAAUUAUUAGCCACAGGGGACAAAGGAGGCCGUGUUGUGAUAUUCCAGAGGGAGCCCGAGAGCAAAAAUGCGCCUUACUGUCAAGGCGAGUACAAUGUUUACAGCACCUUCCAGAGCCACGAACCUGAAUUUGACUAUCUGAAGAGCUUGGAAAUAGAGGAAAAAAUAAACAAGAUAAAAUGGUUGCCACAGCAGAAUGCAGCCCACGCUUUACUGUCAACAAACGAUAAAACGAUUAAAUUGUGGAAGAUUACCGAGCGAGACAAGAAACCGGAGGGAUAUAAUUUAAAAGAUGAGGAAGGAAAACUCAAGGAAUUAUCUAUGGUGACCUCACUUCAGGUGCCUGUGCUGAAGCCGACCGACUUGAUGGUUGAGGUCAGUCCCAGAAAAAUAUUUGCAAAUGGCCACACCUACCACGUGAAUUCCAUUUCGGUCAACAGCGAUUGUGAGACGUACAUGUCUGCAGACGAUCUCAGGAUUAACCUUUGGCACUUAGCCAUUACCGACCGGAGCUUCAACAUUGUGGACAUCAAACCCGACAACAUGGAGGACUUGACCGAAGUCAUCACGGCCUCGGAGUUCCAUCCCCACCACUGCAACCUCUUUGUCUACAGCAGCAGCAAAGGGCCCUCCCUCCGACUGUGCGACAUGAGGGCCUCGGCGCUCUGCGACAAGCAUUUCAAGAUUUAUGAAGAACCAGAAGAUCCCAACAGCCGUUCCUUUUUCUCCGAAAUUAUUUCUUCGGUGUCCGAUGUGAAAUUCAGCCACAGUGGGCGCUACCUGCUAGCGAGGGAUUACCUCACUGUCAAAGUUUGGGAUCUGAAUAUGGAAACAAAGCCUAUAGAAAUAUAUCAGGUUCAUGAUUACCUUAGAAGCAAGUUGUGUUCACUCUAUGAAAACGACUGCAUUUUUGACAAAUUUGAAUGUGCAUGGAAUGGGUCCGACAGCGUCAUCAUGACCGGGGCCUACAACAACUUUUUCCGAAUGUUCGACCGAAACACGAAGCGCGACGUGACUUUGGAGGCCUCCCGCGAGAACAGCAAGCCACGGGCGAUCCUGAAGCCUCGCCGUGUGUGCGCCGGGGGCAAGAGGCGGAAAGACGAUAUCAGCGCCGACAGCCUGGACUUCACCCAAAAAAUUUUGCACACCGCCUGGCACCCCACGGAAAACAUCAUUGCUAUUGCGGCCACAAACAAUCUGUAUAUCUUUCAAGACAAAAUGAACACGGAAGUGCAUUAGGUCCCACUGGAGAGAGAGAGAGAGACAUGUCUUUGGACUGAUACCGCUACUUGCUUGAUGAAAGAAAAACCUUUAUUGGGAAGUAAACACCCUGCAAAUCGAACGGAGCUUACUCCCCAAUAAAUGUCUGCAGCAAUAAGAUGUAUGUGGAUUAAUUAUUCCAUGACCCACCACUGUCCUUUGGCGACCACUCUAUAUUUUAAUUCAUUGCAACCGCCAUACAGUCAUCUCAAAAAUAAAUUCUCCUUAUGACCAGGUG